This is a messenger RNA of Medicago truncatula (barrel medic), 1171 nucleotides long. RefSeq names its product red chlorophyll catabolite reductase, chloroplastic. Bases 33 to 992 code for a protein of 319 amino acids. The transcript has 2 exons. Gene Ontology annotation, molecular function: red chlorophyll catabolite reductase activity. Lineage: Eukaryota; Viridiplantae; Streptophyta; Magnoliopsida; Fabales; Fabaceae. Gene Ontology annotation, cellular component: chloroplast. The record is from RefSeq and is a predicted model, not a curated record. Gene Ontology annotation, biological process: chlorophyll catabolic process.
CAAAGACAUAAACAUUUGUCUUUGGUUACACAAUGGUAGUGAUGAUCUGUAGCCAUUUCCAACAUUCAUCACUUUCCAUCUUAUCUUCUUCUUCUUCUUCUUUUUCUUCAUCAAGGUUAUAUCUUUCCACUUCUCGUUCUUCUGUUUCUUGCUCUAUAAUGGAUACUCAGAAGAAGCAAGGUCGUAGCAAAUUUUUGGAAUUUCCAUUUGUUUCAGCACCCCACAAGAAUCUCAUGCUUGAUCUUGUUUCAACAGUUGAAGAUCGCUUUGAAUCUCAUCUUCUUCCUUGUUCACUUCCUCCUGAUGUUCAAUACUAUAAGAGCAAGAAUGGUACUUCUCAAGUUUCAUUGCAUAUUAGACCAAGCAACACUGAUUCCCCUAUAGACUUUGUAAUGGGAAGCUGGGUGCAUGCUGAGCUACCAACAGGAGGAUCAUUAGAUAUAACAUCUCUUUCAGCCUAUCUUAACAGUUCAAAUGAUGCACCAAAUUUCGUGUUCGAGCUGAUCCGAAGCAGUCCAACAAUGCUAAUUCUUGUUCUUGAUUUACCACCUCGAAAAGACCUUGUUCUUUGGCCAGAUUACCUUAAAACUUUCUAUGAGGACACUAAACUGGAUACACAUAAACAGGCUUUGGAAAAAAUUCCAGAGGUUCAACCUUAUAUCACUUCUUCGCUUUUCAUCCGCAGCGUUGCAUCUCCAACGGCUAUAUUUGUUCGCAUUCAGACAGAAAAUGAUGAAGGAGAGCGGAUAGACGAGAUCAUCAAGAACCAUAUUGACCCGGUUUCGAAGCAAGUGUUGGGGAUAUGGUUGGAUCAUUGUGCCUGUGCCGAGAGAGAAGUAGGAGAGGAAGAUAAAGCUUAUCUGAUAAAAAGAGAUGGUGUUAUUAGAAACAAGACUAUUGAGGUUGAUCUUGGUUCAAGCUUUCCAAGGUUGUUUGGUCCAGAAGCAGCAAAACAGAUACUGGAAGCUAUCAAGGAGUAUUUUACUGUUUGAGAUGCAAGUUUAUUUGGAAUUGUAAAUGAUAGUUUGUACUUUGAAAGAGUUGUGUGCUUCUGCGACUUCGAAAGAGUUUGUAGUAUGAAUUAGAUAUCUGUGUAAGUAUUUUACUAGCAUUACUAAAGCUUAUUAAUUAAGUGAGUGAUAUUUUAAUUUCAUAUGUUUGUCUGCGAUAA